Molecule: messenger RNA, 1476 nt
Organism: Sphenostylis stenocarpa
Lineage: Eukaryota; Viridiplantae; Streptophyta; Magnoliopsida; Fabales; Fabaceae
Source: the annotation of a GenBank genome assembly
AUGUCUUCCCAAAAACACAAACUCAACCUUGUCUUGUUUCCUCUGAUGUCCCAAGGCCACAUGAUCCCCAUGAUGGACAUAGCAAAAAUCCUGGCACAGCAGGGUGUCACUGUCACAGUGGUCACCACACACCAAAACGCAUCUCGUUUCACAGCAACUUUUUCUCGUUCCAUUGAUUCAGGGUCUCAAAUCAAAUUACUUGAACUCCAGUUCCCAUAUCAGGAAGCUGGAUUGCCAGAAGGGUGUGAGAAUCUUGACAUGUUACCUUCACUAGGUACUGGCUUGACUUUCUUCAAUGCUGCUAACAGCAACACCCUGAAGGAACAAGUAGAAAAACUCUUUGAAGAGUUAACGCCCCCACCAAGCUGUAUAAUUUCUGACAUGUGUUUGCAUUACACAGCCACCAUUGCUACCAAGUUCAACAUCCCUAGGAUCUCUUUUUUGGGACAAAGUUGCUUCAGCCUCUUUUGUAUGUACAGCCUGGGAGUUUCCAGAGUUCUGUCAGGCAUAACCUCAAAAACUGAGUACUUUGUUCUACCUGGUUUGCCUGAUAAGGUUGAGAUGACCAAAGCACAGCUUCCAGCACAAAAAACAAGUGAAGAAUGGAGACAGUUUUAUGCCAGAACUGCUGCUGCCGAAGGGGUUUCUUAUGGGGUGGUAAUGAAUUCAUUUGAAGAGUUGGAGGUAGCAUAUGCAAGGGGUUACAAGAAGGUAAAAAACGGUAGAAUGUGGUGUAUUGGUCCUGUUUCACUCAGCAACAAGGAUGAGUUAGACAAGGCUGAGAGAGGGAACAAAGCCUCAAUUGAUGAACAUUUUUGCAUGAAGUGGCUUGAUUUGCAGAAGCAAAGGGGUGUGAUCUAUGCAUGCCUAGGAAGCAUGUGCAACAUAACUCCACAACAAUUGAUAGAGCUUGGUUUGGCCUUGGAAGUAUCAAAUAGACCCUUCAUUUGGGUUAUCAGAGAAGGGAGUCAAUUAGAGCCAGUGGAGAAGUGGAUCAAAGAAGAGGGGUUUGAGGAAAGGACCAAAAAUCGAAGUCUUGUGAUCCAUGGUUGGGCUCCUCAGGUACUAAUUCUGUCACACCCUGCAAUUGGAGGGUUUUUAACACACUGCGGUUGGAACUCAACCUUGGAAGCAAUAUGUGCUGGUGUGCCAAUGGUCACAUGGCCUCUAUUUGGGGACCAGUUUCUCAAUGAGAAACUUAUUGUGCAAAUAUUAAGAGUAGGAGUGAAGAUUGGGGUGGAGGUUCCUGUGGAAUGGGGUGAGGAAGAGGGAAAAGGCCUUUUGGUGAAGAAAGAAGAUGUGGAGAGAGCAAUUAAUGAGUUGAUGGAUGAGACAAGGGAAAGUGAAGAUAUUAGAGAAAGGGUUAAAGAGCUUGCAGAAAUGGCUGAGAAAGCUGUAGAAGAAGGUGGAUCUUCUCACUCCAACGUGACAUUCCUUAUCCAAGAUAUCAUGCAAAAAGCCAAGACAGAUGCAUAA